Molecule: messenger RNA, 2874 nt
Organism: Toxotes jaculatrix (banded archerfish)
Lineage: Eukaryota; Metazoa; Chordata; Actinopteri; Toxotidae
Gene: map3k12
Product: mitogen-activated protein kinase kinase kinase 12
Exons: 13
Coding region: 1-2874 (957 amino acids)
Biological process (GO): protein autophosphorylation; JNK cascade
Molecular function (GO): ATP binding; JUN kinase kinase kinase activity
Source: RefSeq, a predicted model, not a curated record
AUGAGUGGGACCUGUAUCCAUGAGCCCCGUGCCCCUUCCCCUUCCCUGUCAGGCUUCAGCACUCCCAUCUCAGAGCCCCCCUAUCGAAGACUCGAUGGAGACACCCCUGCAUGCACCCCCGAAACGGACCUGACCCCAACGCAGUGUGUCCUCCGUAACGUGCUGUCCAUCGACACCGGUGGACAGGGGGCGCCGGGUGGCAGCAGCCCCACUCCCAGUGAUGGACCCUCAGCCCACUUUGACAACAGCGUGCUAAAACUACAUGAACAUGAGGUGUGCCAGUGUGGCGGCGGGGCCGAGGCAGGGCACAGUCCAGAGGCUGGUGCUGUUCGGAGCCAGUCAGAGAACAUUCGGCUACAAUCAGGAAGUGGAGGUUUUUUGGAGGGACUGUUUGGCUGCCUAAAACCAGUCUGGACCAUGAUCGGAAAGGCCUACUCCACGGAACACAAACAUAGCCAAGAAGAGUCCUGGGAGGUUCCUUUUGAGGAAAUCUCAGACCUGCAGUGGGUGGGCAGUGGGGCGCAGGGGGCCGUCUUCCUCGGCAAGUUCCACGGAGAAGACGUGGCUGUAAAGAAAGUGCGGGACAUCAAAGAGACCGAGAUCAAACACCUCCGCAAACUCAAGCACCCCAACAUCAUCACUUUCAAGGGCGUGUGCACCCAGGCCCCUUGUUACUGUAUCUUGAUGGAAUAUUGUGCCCAAGGCCAACUGUAUGAGGUGCUGAGGGCGGGCCGUAAAAUUACCCCUUCCCUCUUGGUUGACUGGUCCAUGGGCAUUGCAGGUGGCAUGAACUACCUACAUCUCCACAAAAUCAUCCACCGAGACCUCAAGUCCCCCAACAUGCUGAUUACACAUGAUGACCUGGUGAAGAUCUCUGACUUUGGCACCUCAAAGGAGCUCAGUGACAAGAGCACCAAGAUGUCAUUUGCCGGCACCGUAGCCUGGAUGGCCCCUGAAGUGAUUCGGAAUGAGCCAGUGUCAGAAAAGGUGGACAUCUGGUCCUUCGGAGUGGUGCUGUGGGAGAUGCUCACUGGAGAGAUCCCUUAUAAAGAUGUGGACUCAUCCGCCAUCAUCUGGGGUGUGGGAAACAACAGUCUUCAGCUGCCCAUACCUGAGAGCUGCCCAGAUGGCUUCAAGAUCCUCCUCAGACAGUGCUGGAACUGUAAGCCCAGGAAUAGGCCUUCUUUCCGCCAGAUCCUUCUUCAUCUGGAUAUAGCAUCAGCUGAUGUAUUGUCCACUCCACAAGAGACGUACUUCAAGUCUCAGGCUGAAUGGCGAGAGGAGGUGAAACAGCACUUUGAGAAGAUUAAAUCUGAGGGCACUUGUCUCCACCGACUCGAUGAGGAACUGAUCAACCGACGCAGGGAGGAGCUCAGGCAUGCUUUGGACAUUCGCGAGCACUAUGAAAGGAAGCUGGAGAGGGCUAACAACCUUUACAUGGAGCUCAGCGCUGUCAUGCUGCAGCUGGAGCUCAAAGAGAAAGAGUUGCAGAGGAGAGAGCAGUCCCUGGAUAAGAAAUAUCCAGGCUUGUUUAAGCACCAUAGCUCCAGACAGAGCAGCUCCUCCAACUCCAUGGACAAACUCAUCAAGAAGAGAAAUGUCCCACAGAAACUGCCCUCAGGAAAGAGGCCAGACAUCCUCAAGUCUGAGGUAAUCAUUCCCAAAAUGGAUUCCUCUGUAAUGCAAGUCACUAUCCCAGCCUGCCCCAACAGAAGCUCCACUUCCCCCAGCCGGUCUCGGAGGGUAAAGACCCGUCAUCGCAAGCCCGGCAAGGGGAGCAGCGGGGACCUGGCUGGACUUAAGGCAAAUCAGUCCUCCCCUAAUAGGGACACAACUGCCCAGGCUAACAAUUCUACCACUAACACCUCCAAGCAGCUCCUGGAGCCCUCUGCAGCCCUGCGGGGCCUCAGCCAUGAGCAGCAGCAGAGGCAGCUCUCCUCCUCCAGCCCUGACCUCAUUUGCACCACACUGGAGGCAGAGGGCCAGGGAAAAGGGGAGCCCUCAGUGGGUGGGCUGGAAAGAGGCGGGAGCCUCAGUGCCUCUGCAGGUUUAGGGGGAUCAGAGGUGGGUGCAGCCGGUCUGGAUGAUCUCACAGAAACUCCUCCACGCAGUGACACUCCCAGCGAGGACGCUGCAUCAUUCCCAUUCUCCAGCAGCCCCGACUCGCCAUGUGGGAGGGGGGUAGCAGCAGGACGGGGAUCUCUGGGAUCUCCACGCUUGCCUCAUGACGGGGAAGACAAAGAGGAGGGAGCUGGUGCUGUGAGGUUGCCCCGGGGGGCAUCAGGGGGAAUUGGGAGUCAGCACCUUACACCUUCAGCCAUUCUUUACAGGGCAGCUAUCACGCGCAAACAGAGGCGUGGAGUGUCAUCAGAGGAGGAGGAGGGUGAAGUUGACAGUGAGGUUGAGUUACCACGGAGACGACGUCCGACCAGCAUCACCAAGUGCCAGUCGGUGUCCACUUUCAGCUCGGAGAACCUGUCGGUAUCGGACGGCGAGGAGGGCCACACUACCGACCACUCUCACAGCGGUACUCCUGAUGUGGUCAGCACCAACACCGACGACAGGUUGGACGACCGCAGCGAUGACCUCCUCUCCCAGGGGUCGGAGAUCCCGGCAGACAACACCGAUCCCGCGCAGGCUUCUGAUGGCCUGUCAGAGAGAGACGGAGCCCUGGGCCAGGCGAAAGCUCAGCUGGAUGCUGGGCAGAAUCCUAAUGAGAGUCGGGCCCUUUGUGAUGAUUCUGACUGCGACAGUGCUGAGCUGGACCAGUCAGGUAGUGGAGAGCCCAGUCGCCCCCCCAGUGCUGGAGCAUGGGUAUCGCCAUCUCAACCCUAUCAGGGGUCUCCACAGACGCCCCAUACAGGACCUCCGUAG